Molecule: messenger RNA, 3332 nt
Organism: Haliotis rufescens (red abalone)
Lineage: Eukaryota; Metazoa; Mollusca; Gastropoda; Lepetellida; Haliotidae
Product: CWF19-like protein 1
Exons: 15
Coding region: 569-2029 (486 amino acids)
Biological process (GO): mRNA splicing, via spliceosome
Cellular component (GO): post-mRNA release spliceosomal complex
Molecular function (GO): RNA lariat debranching enzyme activator activity
Source: RefSeq, a predicted model, not a curated record
GGUGAACAGAGGCACAUUUCGAACAAAGUUAUUUGCCCAAGGAGACACCACAUGCGUUACAUGUGGAUCAGUGUGGGGCAGGACUGAAGUCCACUUUCAAGGGACCACUUUCAAGGCAAAAUUGAAUCCAGAAAAAACUUCAAUCCAGAAUUGUUGCCGAACCAUGUGACCAAUGACCAAAGCAGAGAACAAAAUAAGAUGAGCAUGAAUGCGCCUGAUGUCCCACUGAGUGUAAACAUUUAGUGCCAAUCAAUAAAUUACUGCGGGAAUCCGGUGAGGCCACUGCCUCAGCAGAAUACUGCCAACCCUAGAACUGAUUGGAGAAACAACACAGAAGUAACGGAGCCAUGACCUCUGUUAAUUGUCCGUCACACACGUUUUCACUUCCAAGGAUUGUAGUUCCACUGUCCUUGCAUCUAUGUCAAAAUAAGUCUCUUAGCUUUCCCCAGAGGUUGGGUAUCUGACGCACAUUUUAAGUUUGGUGUGUGGUGAUGUCAAAGGACAAUUUUCAGUUCUAUUCAAGCGUGUGAAUAGCCUGCAGAAGAAAGGAGGAAAAUUUGAGGUGUUGAUGUGUGUUGGAGACUUCUUUGGUUCAAAUCAUGCUGCAUGGGAAGAUUACACUUCAGGAAGAUUGAAAGUUCCAAUAUCAACACUUAUACUUGGCCCAAACAAGAAGGAACAUGUGCAGUAUUAUGAGAGCAAAGAUGGUCAAGAGAUGUGCGAAAAUGUUACCUAUCUUGGGAGCCGAGGUCGUUAUGCGGGUAGUUCCGGACUACAGAUAGCAUAUCUGAGUGGAAUGGAAGCCCAACAACAGACACAAGAUGCCUGGCAGUUCACCAAAGAUGACAUCUUAACCCUCACUGGGCCUGUGGCAUCAGACAAUAACUACAGAGGAAUUGAUGUCCUUCUCACUUCACAGUGGCCUCAAAGCGUACAGAAAUAUGCUACUCCAUCCCAGAUGGAAGCCACAUGUACUUCACUUUUGGUGGGAGAAGUUGCUCGACUUCUGCAACCCAGGUAUCACUUCUCUGGCCUGAAUGGAAUCUUUUAUGAGAGGCAACCAUACAGGAAUCAUCAAAUCUUUGCUGAGAGUGGCAUACAUGUGACCAGAUUUAUUGGACUUGCAGCUGUAGGCAAUUUGAACAAAGAUAAGUUUCUUUAUGCAUUCUCAAUCAAGCCCCUGUCCCACAUUACAACUGAGGAACAAAGUAAACAGCCACUUGAUGCCACAGAAUCACCAUACAAACCACUUUCUACACCAGGAAGCAACCGGGAUGACCUGAGUCAGGGAACACAGUUUUUCUAUGACAUGCAUGGAGGAGACACUGUGAAGGCAGGAAAAAGACACAGUGAAAGUGGUGGUAACGUCAACAAGAAGAGAAAACAAGUGCAACCACCUGGUCCAUGCUGGUUUUGUUUGGGAAGCCCCGAUGUAGAGAAACAUCUGGUGGUCAGUGUUGGAAUGCAGACUUACCUGGCUUUAGCUAAAGGUGGCCUGGUGGAGGACCAUGUGCUCAUUCUACCAAUUGAACAUGUCCAGUCCUAUGUCACAUCUCCAAGUGACGUUCAGCGAGAGAUUAUUUCCUAUAAGACAUGUUUGAAGAAGUACUUCAAGUCCAGAAACAAAGACGUUGUAUUCUAUGAGAGGAACUACAGGACACAACAUCUUCAGAUUCAGGUUGUUCCUGUGCCACAAGAUGUUGCUAUGGAUCUCAAGGAAUGUUUUUUGGAUAUGGCACAAAAUAUUUCCAUUGAGCUUCAUGAGAUACCUACACAUUCUGAUCUUUCCCAGAUUGUCCCAGCUGGAGCACCCUAUUUCUAUGCAGAGCUUCCAUGUGGUGCUAAACUCCUGCACAGGAUAUCAUCAAAGUUCCCUCUGCAGUUUGCAAGGGAAGCUCUAGCCCAGCCCGCAGUGUUGGACCUGCCACACAGAGUGGACUGGAGAAACUGUGCAACUACAGAGGCGGAGGCCACUCUCAUGGCCACCACUUUUAAAGAAGCUUUUCAACAAUAUGACUUUAGUCUGUAGAUGUGGAAAUUAGCUAAUGGAUCCGAUAGUGUAUUCUGUCAACCAUUCAAAUUACUAAAAAUAAUCAAUAUCAUAUAAAUGUAAGUUUCAUGAGAAAACUUAAAGAAUUGAGUCAAGGCACUUGAUCAAGUAAUUAACUAAUGUUAUCAUCCAUUUGCUCAUAAGAGUGGUUAGACUUAUGAAAUAAGUAUGCAAACAGUUUAUGACCUCAAUAGCUUAAGCUUUUCAUAUGAAGUUUAAGAUAGGACUAAACCCGGAAAUAGGAACACUUCAUCUUAAGGUCUCCAGUGGAACAGGCCUGGAUUGACUUUUGUGAAAGGUCAAGGUUACCAGAAUUUUAAAGGCUUUCAUUAGACAUAUAGAUAUAUAAAUGUAUUUGACUAUUGCAUUAUAUAUGAAAACUUUCAUAUGAUGAAAACACAAAGUAUAAUUCAAGAAUCACUUUGUUUGGAUUUAAUAUAACACUUUGAUUACCGCAUCUAUUCUAUAAAACUAAGGGAAAGAGAUAGUAUUAGUGUCAUGAGUUAAAUCACUGGGUUUCCCUCAACAUGAUGUAAUGCAUUUUAUUAUCCAUCGGGUUAGAAAUAACCUAAUUCAUAAUCGUGUGUGCACUAGGGAACAUAUCACUUAACAUUCACCAGUGUAUUGUCUACGUCAUCUGAACGUCAUUGUUAUUAGAAUCUUGUCUUGACAUUGGGUCGGAAUGAUGUCACGCAAGACACGAUGUCAUAGCUGAGGAUUAUUGGCUUAUUUUGACAAUUGUGGUUUUCUAAGAUGGCAGUUGUGAUCAGUGCAUUUUUUACUAAAGGGGAGCUCAAAAGGAUGAAGAAAUAAUGGGUAAUAAACAAAUUGUAUCCUACUGCUUCAUAAAACAUGUGUCAGAAUUUGUGUAUUACACUCGUUCUCGCUCGGGUAGCAGGAUUUCUGACACUCAUUUCGAAAAUCAGUAUGUCACACAUGCUUGUAUAAUAUUAUCUCUACUGAACUAGUAUCAUUCUCUCAGCCCAAUUUCUCCCCCCCCCCCCUCAACCACCACCAAAUUACAAAGUAUUCCCUCUCACAACCCUUCACUACAGCUUUGUAUAUUGCAGAUGGUCAUCCUCCAACUCUUGCCUGCCCCCUAAUCCCUUACCAUAGUGUAUGCCUUACCCACCCUUGGCUGUGGCUUUGCUACUGCAAAAUGGUUAAGUUGUGAUCAGAAAACCAUGAGUACAGUUCAUCCAGACUAGUCAGUGCAACCGCCAACUGGGCUGAUAUAUCAAGCCUCAACACAUCUGUCAUCAAUAAAAGAAUCAGCAUCUCA